Molecule: messenger RNA, 1321 nt
Organism: Cydia fagiglandana
Lineage: Eukaryota; Metazoa; Arthropoda; Insecta; Lepidoptera; Tortricidae
Exons: 1
Coding region: 119-1321 (400 amino acids)
Source: RefSeq, a predicted model, not a curated record
ACUACACCUAACAUGCGAAAUUAAACUAUCAUCAGACAUUACAUUUUAUUUAGCAUUAAUGUAAGUUUAAAAAUAUAUAGUGACCUUGUGACAACCAAGCCAAAAUAAAUGGUAAGUUAUGAUUGAUAUGUUACAAAAUGUUUUUUCUGAAUUGAAAGAAAUUAGACGCUACUUAAUUAAAGUUGGUCCAAGUAAACGCAAAGGGAAUUUAGUUGCAAAGAAAUUAAGCGAGGCAAAUAUAUUAUUUAGUCAGUAUACCAGUAUUAAAGAGCAUUUGUCUGUAGAGAUAGGAAAGGGUAAUAUUGGAAAAGAAGACGCAAUAUUAAUUAAUAAAUUCUCAGUAGAUUUUAUAGACUUAUACAAAGAAAUUACGGAUUUGUGUACAGUGCAAGAAGAAAGUAUGUCUGAAAAUAUGGAUACUUUUAAUUUGAAAACGGCUCUGUCCUUAAUGCCACAAAUGACUGAUGACGAAGAAAGUAUUAAGUGUUUAAUUGACAACCUUGAAUAUUAUGCGUCCUUGCUAAAAAGUAACGAUUGUAAAAAGAAUUUAAUAUUGUUCAUACUGAAAAGUAGAUUGUCUCAAGCAGCUAAAUUAAAAUUGAAAUCAUCUUACGAUGCGGUAGAUAGUUUAAUAACUGAUAUGAAACAGGUUCUUCUUCCACAAAAGUCAGCAACUGCAAUCCAAAACAAGUUGCAGCAGAUUAAGCAGAAUGACAUGUCUAUUCAAGAUUAUGGCAAAGAAAUCGCAGAAUUGUUUGUAGAACUUACGAUUUCGCAAGCAGAAGGCAAACCCGAAAACUACAACGUUUUAAAGCCAUUAAAUGAAAAGAUGGCAACCAAGCGAUUCGCGGAUGGCUUACGAAAUCGUAGGCUCAGUACCAUCAUUGCAGCUAGGAACUUCACAUCCCUGAAAGAUGCCAUCCAAUCCGCCAAGGACGAGGAGACGUCAUCGGCUACACCAGUUGAAGAAGCAAUGCGUACGUAUAGACCCCAUAAUAAUUAUUCUCACAGGAGCCGACAAGGACAUCGAGGCGGACCAAGAGGUCAAUACAACACGAGAGUAUAUUCGAAUAGAAACUCCCGUGGUAACCCAAAUUCGUAUUCAACGAGACAACAUCGUGGAGGACCCAGCGGUUUUCAGCAUGCACCACAAAGAGGUAAUCAUUCUAGAUACCCUAGACCGUCUCGCGGAAAGUAUAAUAAUUAUAGUGCACGUGGAAACCAGGGGAUGCGUGGAGGACAAAUGCGUGUAAUGUCAGAUAGUGUCAAUUCACAAAAUCGAAAUAACCACGAAAAUGAAAACACAUUUUUUCGUGACUAA